Molecule: messenger RNA, 2424 nt
Organism: Cladocopium goreaui
Lineage: Eukaryota; Dinophyceae; Suessiales; Symbiodiniaceae
Source: the annotation of a GenBank genome assembly
UCAAGCGGCUCCGUCGAUGAGUUGAACCGCGGCCAUGAGAUUUCGCGCUGCUCAGGAGGAGGCAUUUUCGAGACUCCUCCUGAUGCGCGCAUGGGCCUCCGUUUGAUGAGAUGCAGGAAGCCAGCUCUCAGGUUCCAUCUCAGGGAAGCUUGCCGCUAGAGGAGGAAGGAGGCCUGUUGCCGCCAGCACCCAGCAAGCGCGUGGCCAAGCAGCUGGUCAAAACUAGGUUCUGCAAACAUUUUCUGAGAGGAUACUGCAGAUAUCAGGACAACUGCGGUUAUGCACACUACAACGAGGAGCUCCAACCGCGCCCGAACUUGUCAAAGACCAAGAUUUGCAUGAGCUUUUUGGCGGGCAACUGCCAAAAUGAUCAAUGCAGCUACGCCCAUGGUUUGACGGAGCUCAGGGAGGACAACUGCGGUUAUGCACACUACAACGAGGAGCUCCAACCGCGCCCGAACUUGUCAAAGACCAAGAUUUGCAUGAGCUUUUUGGCGGGCAACUGCCAAAAUGAUCAAUGCAGCUACGCCCAUGGUUUGACGGAGCUCAGGGAGGCUCAGAAGGAACGGGGGCAGGACAUGCAGGUCCCUGGCGACCCAGAGGCACUUCAGCGUUUGCAGAGUCAGCAGCUGCAGUCCAUGCAGUUUCCGAAGCAAUUGCCCUCUGGUGGUGCUCAGCUUGCACCGCCUUCGGGCCCCAUGGCUCCGCAGCAACAGCAGCAGCAAAUGGAACAACAGCUGCACCUGCAGCAAAUGCAGCAGCGGCUGCAGCAGAGGUUGGACCAGUUGCAGCACUUGCAACAGCAGCAGCAACAGCAAUCGCAACAGCAAGUGCAACAGCAGGCGCAACAGCAACAGCAGCAACAGCAAGUGCAACAGCAGGCGCAACAGCAACAGCAGCAACAGCAAGUGCAACAGCAGGCGCAACAGCAACAGCAGCAACAGCAAUUUCAACUACAACAGUUGCAACAGCAACAGUUGCAGCAACAACAGCAGUUGCAGCAACAACAGCAGUUGCAGCAACAACAGCAACAGCAACAAUUACAGCAGGAACUUUUUCUGCAGCAACAGCAGCAGUUGCAGUGCGCUGUACCAUCCAUGGGAGUGCAAGCGGUACCUGUGCAAGCGGUGCAAGCGGUGCAAGCGGUGCAAGGAGUGGCGCCUACAGUGCCCAUGCCGCAGCUGCAGCCACCACCCCAGAUAUCCCAGACCCAGUUUCCUCCAAUGCCAUUGCCUGGUUCUAUGGCCGCAGUGGCCCCAGCUUCGGCAGCCAUGGCACCUGCCAUGGGACUGCCAAGGGCGCAUGGGGAGCCCAUGUCGUCGCUCCAGCAAGAGUCAGACCUGCAGGAGCCGGUCGAUGGCGCUGCAGCUGCCUUGCCCGCGCUGGGAGCGGACAUGCCAGUGCUGGCGUCGCUGGAGGAGGUGGUGCAGAAGGUGGCCAAAGAGGCAGCAGCGAAGAUCAUCACCCAAGAGCUGGGCAACAGGAUGGCCGUUGGUCCAGCUGUUCCGCCGGAGGCACCCUCUCGGCAGCGUGGAAUGCUGCCUGCCGAGGCCACGUUGCUGCUUCAAGGGCGAUCGCAACAGCAAGAGCCCGUGGAGGACAUGCUCCUGUUCAACGAGGCUGCAGCUGAGAUCUUCCAGCUACUAUUGGAGGAGGAGCAACAAGAGAAGCGCUUGGGGCAGGAUACUGCGCCAGGUUGGUCCAGCAUGAGGUGGGCCACGCUGUCCAUGCGACUGCUUGCAAUGAGGCAUCAAUUCUCUUUGCGGGAGGGCAAGUGCUUGCUUGCCAUUUGCAGAAAAGAGUCUUUGAGCCUGGCUGAGGAGCAGCUGGUGGAACUCAUCCUGCUGGGCGACCCACUGUGGAUCUCCACCUUCCCGUGGCUGAAGCGACGCUGUAUGCAACUGCUGGCGCAGCGUUUGGAGGAAAACUUGCCUGCCGAAACAACGAGGCACUCCAAGAUUGGCGUCGCUCCAGGCACUUCCCUGGGCUCCAAGAGCAUCGCAGAGAGGAGGAGCCACCAAGAUGGUGUUGUGGUGAGUAGUCUGUACUCACGGAGAAACUUCGAGGUUCCUGUCGGCUCUUCGCGCACCAUGCAAGAGCUGCCGCCUCUGUAUCACGCCAGUAUCAGAGCCUUCUACACCCAUUCUGCAGAUGCGCUUCCACCUCCACCGGGAUUGUGUCGGUCAGAGGACGAGGACGAAGAUGAAGAUGACUGAGGGAAUACUACAAGUUUCGAUUUGUGUACUAGUUUUGCCUUUAUUAAGCUCACUCCCAGAGGAGUGAAAGGACUUCUUCAGGAUGCUCUUUCCAUGCAUCCGUCCUACACGCUCGUUUGUUUAUGACGGCUUUAGAAACUUCAAUUCCAGCGUUUUUUUCACAAUUUCAAUCACGCCGCAGGAACCCGCAUCGGCAGACAGUUUGACC